UCUUACUGAAACAAUGCUGCCCUUUGCGGUUGUCUUGCUGUGUAUCGUAGCGGGAGUAUUUGGCGAUGAGCCUUCAGAGCCACUACCAUCAAUGUUCAGGGAUGAGAAUGGCAAUGAGUUCUCGGCAAAACAGGAUGGGCCUAACAUUAUGCUGUAUAACAGCAGUGGGGCUCUGCUAUCGAACAUUCUCAACGAGAACGGCUGGGUUGUCGUGCUCGACCCAGGCAGAAAUGUCUGCGUGAUCGUAGACCCCAAUGCCGUGGCCGCGGAGGGCGACUGUUUUGAGGAGGUUCCGUACAGUGGCGUCGUACCUGAAAACGUGCAGAAGUUCUGCGACGGGAAAGAUAUCGUCGAGCAGGUCAAGGUGGACUGCGAGGAAGAACAGGAAGGGCGGAAGAAAAGACAGUUAUGGCCCAAAUUGGUUUGGUCCCGCUGUUGCCGUUAUAUACCCGUCCCGUGGUGGCCCUGUAGUCAUACCGUGUGCAUCCUGUCCAUUAACGGGCAAUGCGUGGCGUGGGGUUGCCGCGACUGGCAUUGGCACUGGCAUUGGGUUCGGAUAUGCAUCUGGGGCUACCAUUGGCCAUGGUGGGGUUAAUGGCGAUUCCACAUGAGAGAAUAUUGCGCUAAAACGCGUCCAUUUUUGUCUUCCUUUCUUCCUUUUUUCUUUAGCGCACAUAUGAAAUAAAUAAAAACAAUGAUGAAAUUUAAGCAAUACUUCGAUCAAAUAUGCUUUCUUUGAAUAAAAUUUAAGAACACUA
Dreissena polymorpha is the source of this 758-nucleotide messenger RNA. RefSeq lists its product as uncharacterized. The record is from RefSeq and is a predicted model, not a curated record. The transcript is spliced from 6 exons. Lineage: Eukaryota; Metazoa; Mollusca; Bivalvia; Myida; Dreissenidae. Bases 14 to 595 code for a protein of 193 amino acids.